UAUGAAAAUCAUUAUGUUUAUCUCAAACAUACGGCAAACCCUUAUAUCAUUUCGGUAAAACCAAUGGAAUAAUCAUGAACCGAGGGGUCUUUAUAACAAUAGUUCUCAUAUUUGAAGCAACAAUUGCCGAUGUAGCUCAGAAUAUUCUAACUGACCGGCGUCUACGAGCUAAAUAUGAAAUAGAAGAAAGGUCCCGCAAUGCACUCCAACCGAUUCAUGACAGUCAGGAAAUAACUCAAGUCACCAUCGUACCAAAAUCUCCUGAAUCCACACUACAGGAAAACCUUACUAAAAACAAAGCAGUUUGUGGGCUCCAAGGAACAUGGAUAAACAGCCACGGAUCAGAAUUUACCUUAAAUGUGACAAAGGAAGGCCACUUGAUCGGAAAAUAUAUGACAGCAGUUGAAGCAACGGAAGGUGCCGCUGGGCCAGGGUACGCUCACAUUCUUGGGCAUGCUUCUCCAGGGGGAAAACAUCGUACCUUUGGAUUUACGGUUAAUUGGAAUGAAGGGACUUCGACUACUAGCUGGACUGGUCAGUGCUUUGUCUGUGAUGGGCAAGAGGUAUUGAAAACUACCUGGAUUCUUUCGAGUGAAGUGGCCACCUGCAAUGAACACUGGUUGGCAAACAGAGUUGGACAAGACGUGUUUACCCGCAGCGUCAAGCAAACACCAUAAACAACUACAUUAAAGUGUAUAAACAUCUAGUUAGAGUAUUAAGCUUACUGUUAAACUUUUGACGACUAUAUAAUACAAUAGUUCAUUUGCUAUCAUUAAGAUAAUAUUCUUCGUACAAUUUACAAAUGCUUAAAAUAUAAUUAUAUUAUGUUCGGUAUUUCCAGUUAACUACAAUUUGUUUAAAGUAAAUUGAAAUACAUAUUAAAACUUAAAGACUGAUAGUCUGCCCUGGAAGUUCUGAUUUUAUAAAUAAAUUUUCAGCUCAUAAUCCGUUCACCACAGAUUAUCAAAUUUUAAUUUAUUUUAUUUCAUCUCACAUCCAAACAAUAGCGCAGAACUAAGUUCAAUAAAACAUUAUUUACAAGCAUCAAAAACUAGUGAUGUCCAACUACGCAUGCACUAGAGUGUGAAGCCUCAGUUGCUUUAAUAGGAAUUGAAUUCCCAAAGAAGCCUCAAUGGCCCAUUUGUUAAAAGUGUCUGUAUAGACAGGAUGGUCUCGGGUUCAAAUUCCGUUUUACACAACCAUAUAUACUCGCACAUUCCUCUUUAACGUUCAAUGUAUAUCCUUUUUAUUAACGUUCAACAUAUGUUAUAAUAACAAAACAUAUAUCUAUUAUAUCAUUUUAUUUCCCCGCCGGAUCGCCUACAUGCUCUUUUCCAAUUUACUACGGUCGGCAACCCAUCGGGUCGCAACCCAAGUUUGGGUCGUAAGUGAAUUUUUAAGGGUUGUCAGAUCGCGUCUUUGUCUCCUAUGGAAGGCAAUCGCCGCCAAAAAUACAGUUACAAACGAACAACCUACUCGCAAAAACGUAACCUACUCGUAGAAACGUACAACCUACUCGCAGAAAUGAACUACCUACUCGCAGAAGCGAACAACCUACUCGCAGAAAUGAACAACCUACUCGCAGAAACCUACAACGCACACGCUGUAAAGGACAACGUUAGACUUGCACAGAAAUGUAC
Messenger RNA from Anneissia japonica, 1640 nucleotides. RefSeq names its product fibropellin-3-like. The coding region runs from base 75 to 677 and encodes 200 amino acids. Gene Ontology annotation, molecular function: biotin binding. The transcript is spliced from 5 exons. The record is from RefSeq and is a predicted model, not a curated record. Lineage: Eukaryota; Metazoa; Echinodermata; Crinoidea; Comatulida; Comatulidae.